Xylona heveae TC161 is the source of this 539-nucleotide messenger RNA. RefSeq lists its product as hypothetical. The record is from RefSeq and is a predicted model, not a curated record. The coding region runs from base 184 to 480 and encodes 98 amino acids. Lineage: Eukaryota; Fungi; Ascomycota; Xylonomycetes; Xylonales; Xylonaceae. The transcript has a single exon.
AGGCAAAGCAAAUUUUCUCCUGUCUUUUACUCAUUCUACACCUGUCUGUUCCUUUUCUGUUUCCAGCGCCAGUUUGUUUUCUUCCUUUUUUUUUAAAAAAAAAUCCUUUUCUUUUUGUUUUUUUCUUUCUUUUUCUUUUAUUCUGGUUUCCCUUUCCCCUUGCCCUUCCAUCAGAUUCAUCACAUGCAAAUAUGCAAUAGCUAUCAUUGGCGUUCCCACUAUUUCACUCUCUUGAUAUCCACACUUUCCUGUUGCUUGUCACGCAUUUUUUUUAUCCGGUUUGCUGUAUUCCCCUGUCCGUACAUAAGAGAUACCACUUUCCCUUUCUUUUUCCUCUUUUUUUUUAAAUUUCUGCGUGUGUCCGUUCCAUGUUUCCUGUUUCCUUUUUUCCCUUUUCUCUUUCAUUGUAUCCGUCUCCUUUAUUAUUUUCCGUUUUUCUUUUCUAUCGCAUUUCCUUGCCCUUUUCCCUUUAUUUUGUAACCAUUUUCUUGUCCUUUUUCUUUAUUUGUAUCCGUCCUUGCCUCUUUUCCUAUUCUAUA